UGCGAUGUAUGCUGUAAAGAGUUUUCUUGAAGGCCUUUUUCGUCCUGUUUGUGAGAUUGAUGUUGUUCUUAAUGAUGCUGAAACACGAAAACCAGCAGAAAUUAAAACAGAGGAUGGUAAAGUAGAAAAGCAUUAUCUCUUCUAUGAUGGCGAGUCUGUUUCGGGAAAGGUGAAUGUCUCCUUUAAGCCGUCUGGGAAGAGACUAGAGCAUCAAGGAAUUAGAAUUGAAUUUGUAGGACAAAUUGAGCUCUUCAAUGACAAAAGCAACACUCAUGAAUUUGUAAACUUAGUAAAAGAACUGGCCUUACCUGGAGAACUGACCCAGAGCAGAAGCUAUGACUUUGAAUUCAUGCAGGUUGAGAAGCCAUAUGAGCUCCCCCCCCCCCCCCCCCCAAGAAAAGGAGGGCCAAUUUCACUGCUAAUCCUGAGAGUAAAACUAUUAUAUUUCCUAAAAGUGACAAUAGUAAGACGGCUGUCAGACCUGGUGAAAGAGUACGACCUCAUUGUUCACCAGCUUGCUACCUACCCAGAUGUAAACAACUCAAUUAAAAUGGAAGUAGGCAUUGAAGACUGCCUGCAUAUAGAGUUUGAGUACAAUAAAUCUAAGUAUCACUUAAAGGAUGUGAUUGUUGGAAAAAUUUACUUCCUCUUAGUGAGAAUAAAAAUUCAGCACAUGGAGUUGCAGCUGAUCAAAAAGGAGAUUACUGGAAUUGGACCCAGUACCACAACAGAGACUGAAACCAUUGCAAAGUAUGAAAUAAUGGAUGGUGCACCAGUUAAAGGUGAAUCGAUUCCUAUAAGACUGUUCUUAGCAGGCUAUGACCCAACUCCUACAAUGAGGGAUGUAAACAAAAAGUUUUCAGUGAGGUACUUCUUGAAUCUAGUGCUUGUGGAUGAAGAAGACAGGCGAUACUUCAAACAACAGGAAAUAAUUUUAUGGAGAAAAGCUCCUGAGAAACUGAGAAAACAACGAACAAACUUUCACCAGCGAUUCGAAUCUCCAGAAUCACAAGCAUCUGCUGAGCAACCUGAAAUGUGAACUGGUAUAAGAUGAAAAACUCUCGCAAUGCUUCAGCAGGUUAAAGAUGGCAGCAGCCUGUGGGAAACGAAGGCGAAAAUUCCCAUUACAACUGUCUUCCUUCAUCUUGCAGUGCUGCAUUUACCAUACUACUAAAAUAUUCUUCAGUUAAACAUUCAAGUAUGUAUAUACAUUUAAAAUAAAGUGCUUUCUCAAACACUGGAA
Molecule: messenger RNA, 1243 nt
Organism: Struthio camelus australis
Lineage: Eukaryota; Metazoa; Chordata; Aves; Struthioniformes; Struthionidae
Source: RefSeq, a predicted model, not a curated record